Molecule: messenger RNA, 615 nt
Organism: Mycena citricolor
Lineage: Eukaryota; Fungi; Basidiomycota; Agaricomycetes; Agaricales; Mycenaceae
Source: the annotation of a GenBank genome assembly
CUGCUACCAAGGCCGCUCAAUUCUUGGCUAGUGAACCGGGUUUCACGAGCUAAGCACUGAGAGGGCCUACUUGUAAAGACUGACGCGUAUCAAACCGUAAAUCCGGUCCUACAGACACGGCGCUUAGUUUUGCACACUCAUUCCCAUCAGCAAGAGGCUUGUCAUUCGUGCUUCUGCUCCUUCGCCCUGAUCUCCGGUUCUGGCUUCUGGCUUCUGGCGAUCUGACUGUCGGCUGAAAAAGACACGCAAGCCAGAACACUAGCGCCGGGCUUCGCACCUCCCGUGAGACGGUCAUGUACGCAUGGAACAAGAUUAGUAGGGGAUUCGAGUAUGCGGCGCAUGCGGGGGACUUUCUCAUGCAGUAUAUGCCACCGUCCCGAGGGGAAGAAGCGAGUGUAGUGAAGGAUGUGAUGGAGGACACGGUCCUGCACGAGCAGUUGAACUACCCCCGUGCGAGAUUCGCGAGCUCUGGGGUCAAUCGAACGCAGGAGGGCCAGAAUAGAGGAGCUGUGUUGCGGACGACAGAUAUUGUGCGUGCGCCACUGCCGCUUUUCGGUCGUUACACACCCUCGUUUGUGACGGCUGCCGAUCCUCAACUCGAUUGUCCACCGCUUU